Molecule: messenger RNA, 2269 nt
Organism: Lacerta agilis (Sand lizard)
Lineage: Eukaryota; Metazoa; Chordata; Lepidosauria; Squamata; Lacertidae
Gene: RFTN2
Product: raftlin family member 2
Exons: 9
Coding region: 595-2118 (507 amino acids)
Source: RefSeq, a predicted model, not a curated record
GGAAACGAUUUUGUCUCAAACCAUGUUGAGGCUCUCUAGUCCCAUUAUCUGACUAACUUGCUCUUUUUUUGUUCCCUUUCUUUGCUACUGUGGCAAAACAGACCUUCUGGCUGCAAGUGAUCACGCUGAAGUUUUGCAGCAACUUUUUAUUUCGGUGGUUUUCUCACAUCAUUAUCAGCCAGCCAAGAGGGACAGACAAAGCACUCAUUGGUGCCCUCUGCAACAGAACACUGCUAGCGGGGGCUGGCUGUAAAUUGACGUGGCAUGGAAAAUCUCUGCUAAGUUUGUAACACUUUGUAUGUUCCUGCAAGAGCAGUAACACUCUUGCCCAGAAGGACUUCGUCGCCUGAAAGCAUAAAGGGUUAUAUGCCUGGAUGUAACUAUGGCUGGAAAAUUCCUCCUGUUUCUAACUUGGGACUUGAAUAUUCUUUUUUCUUUGGUGUUGCGGCUAGCAGUAAACAGCAUCUAAAACUUUGAGAUUCCUUCCUCUCUCUUUUUUCUCCAAUCAGAGGGAAACAGAUUUUUGUGGCAUUCUCCAUUUCUACCUCCACCCUCUGCACCUUCCUGCCCCCCACCUCCCUGCUGGCUGUGACCAUGGGGUGCGGACUCAGAAAACUAGAGGACCCAGAUGAUAGUAGCCCUGGAAAAAUAUUUUCAACGCUAAAGAGACCGCAAGUGGAAACAAAGACGGACUCUGCUUAUGAGUACAUAUUGCUUGAUUUUACUUUGGAAGCUUCCUCAAAUCCAGAGGCGAUCAAGAUCAGCUCUGUACUGGAAAUUGCGAAAAAGGUGGAGGAAUAUUAUACGAAAGGAUAUGUGGUAGGAGCUAUUCACCCUGUUUUACUGUCAACUGGACGAAGAAGACACUUCCCAGCAAGUCACAUUUAUCGAGUCGUACUACUGCGUCUCAAACUGAGCCAAAAGCAUCAAGCAUCCAGAGGACAAAGACAACCCAGACUCGUGAUUGAGGAGUGUCCUUCAACAUAUGAAACGCUAACAAAUGAGGUGGUAAAAGGACUGUUGGAAAAGAUCAACGAUGCUGCAAAAAGAGGAAUGAAGUUUGUCGGCUUUAUAACACAACCUUGUCCAAAAUCGAAAAUCUGCAAUGGCACAAGCACAGAUGGGAAUACAGAGUCGGAUUCAACCCUAAGCAGAAGGAGUAAGGAACAGAGAAGAAUCAACCCAGAUGACAGUGAUAAGCCCUGGAAUGAAGGGACUCUGAGUGGACAGUCCUCUGAGAGUGGCAUAGAAGAAGAAAUCCAGCCAGACAUCGGGCAGUUGCGGGAGACAGAUUUUCAUGAUGGAAGAGAAGGCAGUCCUAGCCCAACUAAACUGAGGAAAGAAGAUAACAAAUUGUAUACAGUCUUCAACGUCUUCGAGGAUGAUUCCACCUGUUGGACGUAUCACGACGGUGUUUUGUCUCUAAAAGUGUCGAGGAAAGGACCCGUGAUUAGUACUUUGGAUGCUGACUGGCUAGAGUUAACCACGUUUUAUUACAAACAAGGGUUGUCAUUAAUUGACUCAUUCGUACACUGGGAGGCUUCUAAAGCUGACUACUUGCCCAAAUCAUUAGAAGGCUUAUUUAUAUAUGAAGAAGAAGGCACAGGAGUGCCCGGUUCAAACAGGAAAGGAAAUGACGCCAUUGUUGUAGAACAAUGGACUGUAAUUGAGGGCAGUGAAAUCAAAACAGAUUAUGGUCCUUUGCUACAUACCUUGGCUGAGUUCGGUUGGCUUUUAACAUGUGUGCUGCCUACUCCAAUCAUCCGACUGGACAGCGAGGGAAAUUUGGCCACAAAGCAAGUUGUUUUCCUCCAGAGGCCUGUUAUGUGGAGCCCAGCUGCUCAGACGCCUGAGAAAUCCACCAAGCAACUUAGAGAAGAAAAAGGAAAGGCUCCCAGCAGAAGUGUUGGAUUAGACACAGCUACUUCCCAGCCUGCGCAAAAUACACAAACUAUGGAUGAGUUUCAUCUAUCGCCUUCUGCAGAGUGUUGGCCCAAGGACAGAGGGGUCCAUUUUGAAAGCUUCGCCGGAUUCAGCAGCAGUGAUGGCAUACUAAGGGAACUGGAUGAUGGGCAGUUUGACCAAGAAGAUGGAGUCACUCAGGUCACUUGCAUGUGACCAGAAAAUGGAUUAGAUGGACCUGUACAUAUUAUUUUUUAAAUGUAAAAAUAGAAUUUGCUUUUUAUAUGUGUUGGUAUAAUUUUCUCCCUUUAUCUUAUACAAACACGUGCACAUUAUACUUCCCCUCAACUCUGUAAAUAUACUCAUA